AUGGGCCUCAAGGGAGAGGAGAGGACGUCCGCCGGCGUAGUUUUGGUGGAGCCGAAGCCGAAUAAAGGGCUGGCCUCCAAGGCGGUGGACUGGCUUGAAUGGGCCUUUGUGAAAAUUAUGCAUGAUCCUAAGGCCCCCCUUCAUUACCUCUCCGGCAACUUUGCCCCUGUCGACGAGACUUCGCCUCUUGCCGAUCUUCCGGUCAUAGGGCACCUCCCGGAAUGCCUCAAUGGUGAAUUUGUGAGGGUUGGUCCAAAUCCGAAGUUUGCUCCUGUUGCUGGAUAUCAUUGGUUUGAUGGAGAUGGAAUGAUUCACGGCAUGCGCAUCAAAGAUGGAAAAGCGACCUAUGUCUCCCGCUAUGUGAAAACUUCACGGCUUAAACAAGAGGAGUACUUUGGUGGGUCAAAGUUCAUGAAGAUUGGUGACCUCAAAGGAGUAUUUGGACUUGUUACAGUUUAUAUGCAAAUGCUAAGAUAUAAAUUCAAUAUACUCGAUGAUUCUUAUGGAUACGGUACAGCUAAUACAGCCCUGGUCUACCACAAUGGGAAUCUUUUGGCUCUCAGUGAGGGUGAUAAACCAUAUGCCAUCAAAGUUUUGGAAGAUGGAGAUCUACAGACCAUUGGCUUGCUCGACUAUGACAAAAGACUGUCACAUUCUUUUACUGCUCAUCCUAAAGUUGACCCUGUCACGGGGGAAAUGUUUACCUUUGGCUAUUCACACACCCCACCAUAUGUUACAUACAGAGUCAUAUCGAAGGAUGGUGUAAUGCAGGAUCCAGUGCCAAUAACAAUAGCAGCACCAAUUAUGAUGCAUGAUUUUGCCAUUACUGAAAAUUAUGCAAUAUUUAUGGAUCUACCGUUGUACUUCAGGCCAAAGGAAAUGGUGAAGGAAAAGAAACUUGCCUUCAGUUUCGAUCGUACUAAGAAAGCUCGUUUUGGAAUCCUUCCGCGGUAUGCAAAGAACGAGCUUUUAAUUAGGUGGUUUGAGCUCCCGAAUUGCUUCAUAUUUCAUAAUGCAAAUGCUUGGGAGGAAGGAGAUGAAGUUGUUUUAAUCACUUGUCGGCUUCAGAACCCAGAUCUUGACCAGAUAAAUGGCUCGGUAGAAGGAAAGCUUGAGCAUUUCACAAAUGAACUGUAUGAGAUGAGAUUCAACCUAAAAAAUGGUCUUGCUACUCAGAAAAGAUUAUCCGUAUCUGCUGUAGAUUUUCCAAGGGUGAAUGAAAGCUACACUGGCAGGAAACAACGUUAUGUGUAUGGGACUAUACUGGAUGAAAUUGCAAAGGUGACAGGAAUUAUCAAGUUUGAUUUACAUGAAAAACCAGAGAUCGAAAAAGAAAAGCUCAAAGUUGGAGGAAAUGUCAGUGGCAUCUUUGAUCUGGGGCCUGGAAGAUUCGGCUCGGAGGCUAUUUUUGUUCCACGUCAGCCUGGCACCACAUCUGAAGAAGAUGAUGGCUACUUGAUAUUCUUUGCACAUGACGAAAAAACUGGAAAAUCAGCUGUAAACGUGAUUGACGCGAAAACAAUGUCACCUGAGCCUGUUGCAGUUGUUGAACUACCCAAAAGAGUUCCAUAUGGUUUCCAUGCUUUCUUUGUGACUGAGGAACAACUUGAAGAACAAGCAAAGCUGUGA
This is a messenger RNA of Striga hermonthica, 1629 nucleotides long. The record is from the annotation of a GenBank genome assembly. Lineage: Eukaryota; Viridiplantae; Streptophyta; Magnoliopsida; Lamiales; Orobanchaceae.